Dentiscutata erythropus is the source of this 548-nucleotide messenger RNA. The record is from the annotation of a GenBank genome assembly. Lineage: Eukaryota; Fungi; Glomeromycota; Glomeromycetes; Diversisporales; Gigasporaceae.
UAGUAGAUUGUUUUGCAUCUACUAUUAAAAUUUUUAAAGAGCAUCAAGUUUUAGAUUUUGGCUCUAAAAUAGUUAAAAGGAUUGAGAAACGUUGGAAAGAGUGGGAGCACCCACUUCUUAUUCUUUCAAUCAUUCUUCAUCCAGAUUAUAAGUUAAAAAAGUUUCAAUCUACAAAUAAUAAUUUAACCUGGAUUUAUAUAGCUGAAAUAAUUUUAUAUAAACAAAGUAAAGAUCCUUAUGACUAUGAAACUUUUUUACAAUUUAAUGUACAUUUAAUAAACUAUUGGAAUUCAACAGCCAGUAUUGGAUCAGAAUUGGCAAAUGAUAUAUUUUACUAUUGGAAAAAAAAAAUGGCAAAAGAAUUAGAUACCAAAAUCCAAUAUUUACAUAUGCCAAUUUUUGAGGAAGAUUUGAAUAGUUUUUUACAGGUUAAUAUUAUUAAGACAAAUGAAAAUAUUGACAAUGAAGAUAAUUUAUCUUUAAGUGAACUUGAUGAAUCUUAUUCUGAAGAACAAAUACAAGAGUGGAAUAUAUUUAUAGAAGAAUAG